Messenger RNA from Lachancea mirantina, 1794 nucleotides. The record is from the annotation of a GenBank genome assembly. Lineage: Eukaryota; Fungi; Ascomycota; Saccharomycetes; Saccharomycetales; Saccharomycetaceae.
AUGGUAAAAUCAUUGUCAUGGGACGAGAUUAAUUGCGAGAUUCAACCAUGGCUCAAGGAAGCUGUUGAUAUCAUGGGUUUCGCUACUAUGACUCCGGUGCAGGCGUCGACCAUUCCCAUGUUCAGCGGGAAUAAAGAUGUAGUUGUGGAGUCCGUCACAGGUUCUGGUAAGACUCUGGCCUUUGUGAUGCCUAUACUCCAAAACCUCUCGGGAGGUCACAUAUCCCCUUUCAAAAUGAAACGCGGUCACUUUUUUGCACUGAUCAUAUCGCCCACACGAGAGUUGUCAAAUCAGAUAUUCAAGGUGUUUAACUCAUUCCUCACACCCUUCCCAGAGAAAGAGGAGCUAAUCAAAUGCCAACUCCUUGUCGGUACCGGUGCGUCAUCAGUACGAGACGAUUUGAAUCAUUUUCUUGAGUACACUCCUCAGAUUUUGAUCGGAACGCCCGGCAGAGUCCAAGACUUUUUGAAGUCAUCCGCUGUGAAGACCUCAUCAUGCGAAUAUUUAGUUCUUGAUGAGGCUGAUAAACUUCUGGAUAUGAAUUUCCUCAAAGAAGUAGAAAACAUUUUGAAGCUACUUCCUAAGCAGAGACGAACGGGCCUCUUUUCGGCCACCUUGAGGAGUGCAGGUAAUCAAAUUUUCAAGGCGGGAAUGACAAAUCCCGUCAAGAUCUCUGUAAACUCGAAGUCAAGAAAUCCUGAAAGUUUACACAUCAAUUACACGUUAGUACCUUCCGACAUAAAACUUGAUCUUUUGAUUCACCUUCUAAACACGACCAAGUUCAAAAAGUGCAUUGUUUAUCUGCCCACAUGUGUCGGCGUAACUUACAUUUAUGCGUUCAUGAAGUAUCUGAGCAAGUCCGGGGUCCUUUCAGAUGAUUUAAAUGUAUAUUCUCUUCAUGGGAAGCUACAAACCUCUUCGCGUCUCAAAACGCUAGACACCUUCUCAGGCACCGUUUCUAAGUCCGUUCUUCUAACGACAGAUGUUGCCGCGCGGGGCAUCGAUAUACCAGAAAUCGACUUUGUCUUACAACUAGACCCUCCGCAUGACGCUGAGGUUUUUCUGCACAGGUGCGGGAGAACGGGUAGGGCAGAGAAAGAAGGAAGGGCCAUUGUUUUUCUCAAUCCUGGCAGAGAGGAGGAUUACGUGAGAUUUUUGGAAGUGAAAAACGUUUCACUCUCCAGAGUAGAUUUUGAUAUAAACUCCCUUGGUCAAGUUCUUCGCAAAUUUAGAGAUUGGUCAUUGGAGGAUAGGGCACGAUUUGAACAUGGUGUUAAAGCUUACGUCGCAUUCAUAAGGUACUAUUCCAAGCAUAGUGCACAAUCCAUAUUUAGGCUUCAAAAUUUUGAUUACAUUGGGGUUGCCAAAUUGUACGGUCUCGUGCGCCUGCCACGGAUGCCUGAAAUAACGAAAUAUUUGGGAGAUAGAACACCGGACGACGGUUGGCUGGUUGAUAGUCCUUUUGAUCUUGACGCUAUACCGUACGCCAAUAAGCAGAUGGAGCUCGCAAGGCAACAAAAAAUAAGAGAAGCAGGUGUGGCAGCAGAUCAAAAGAAACAGAAAAGGAACCAAGAAAAGCGUAACAUGGCAUGGUCGAACAAAACUGCCGCUAAAGAGGCCAAGGCUGGCAGGAAAGUUAAAAUGGCCUCCAAAAGGAAAGCCAUCGAAGAGAAAAUUGCCAAUGAAGAAAGUAGCGACGACAGUGAUAUUCAAGAAGACUGGAAAGAUCUUGUCCGCAAGAACAAAAAAUGUAAGCACUCAGGGGAGGUCCAAGGUGCAUUUUCCGAUCUUUAG